CGCCUGGGGACAAAGGUGCGAUGGGAAUCCCUGGGCGGCCGGGACUAAAAGGGCAAUCCGGAGAGAAGGGUGCUCCAGGAGAAGCUGGCAUGUCUAUCGUUGGGCCCCGCGGUCCACCCGGACAGCCUGGAACAAGAGGUUUUCCUGGAUUCCCGGGCCCUAUUGGCUUGGAUGGCAAACCGGGCCAUCCUGGACAGAAGGGAGAGAUGGGUGCUGCAGGUCCCAGGGGAGAGCCUGGACUCCCAGGACAAAAAGGAGAGAAGGGUCAGUGUGCAGAGUACCCGCACAGGGAAUACCUAAGUACCACCCUUGCAGCCCUGCGCUCUAACCAGAUCCUUACGCUGAAGGGUGAACAAGGACAAGCCGGGAUCCAGGGUCCCCCGGGGCCCCCUGGUCCACCGGGGCCCGCUGGACCUGCUGGACCUGAAGGAAUCCCGGGACGUCCUGGGCCAGUUGGACCCCCUGGCAGAGUGGGAGAACCUGGAAAGCCUGGCAGAGAUGGAAAGGGCUUACCUGGGCCUCCUGGACCAAAGGGAGACCCUGGGAUUCAGGGAUACCCUGGCAGAAAGGGGGAGAGAGGCAUGCCAGGGCUGCCAGGAAGACAUGGCUCUAAGGGCGCUCCUGGGAUGGCCGCCGCAGGGAUGAAGGGCGAGCCUGGGACUCCAGGAGAAAAGGGAGAUCCUGGAGUCCCAGGGAGGAUGGGCCCCCCAGGUUUGCCAGGGAAGAGGGGGCAGCGGGGUGAGAAGGGACAAGCUGGUGACCCUGGGCUUCCUGGACUCCCUGGCCCAAAGGGAGAGAAGGGAACUGCUGAGAAUGCCUUGGUGGGAGCUAAAGGAGAACCUGGCCCUCCAGGUCUGCCCGGACCCCCUGGACCAAAGGGAGAAGCUGGUGACAUUGGUCAGCCUGGUGCUGCAGGAUCACGGGGAGAAAAGGGGGAACGUGGUUCACCGGGAGAGCUGGGACCCAUGGGCCCAAGGGGCCCCAAAGGAGAGCCUGGGAAGGAUGAAGCGACGGACUAUGGUGGGAACAUCAGUGAAGCUCUCCAGGAAAUACGAACUUUGGCCUUGAUGGGACCCCCAGGACGUCCAGGGCCACCAGGACAGAAGGGUGAAAUUGGCUUGCCAGGUCCUCCAGGCCACGACGGAGAAAAGGGACCACGUGGCAAACCUGGAGAAAUGGGCCCCCCUGGCCCUCCUGGAGUGCCAGGAAAGGAUGGACCUCCCGGAGCAAAGGGAGAGCCGGGCCACGCCGGGCCCAGAGGAGAGAAGGGCGAUAAGGGAGAGCCAGGACAAGCGGGCCCACCGGGUCUAGAUGGCCCCACUGGAGAGAAAGGCGAACGAGGUGACCAAGGGAUACCAGGACCAUCAGGAUUGCCAGGGCCCAUUGGACUUCCAGGAUUGACAGGAGAGAAGGGUGAGCCGGGGGAGCCUGGAGACAAAGGAGGUCCGGGAGAAUCGAUAUCUGGCCCCCCUGGACCCCAAGGCCCUCCAGGACCUCCAGGUCUUCAGGGAGUUCCCGGACCCAAGGGGGAAGCAGGGAUUGAUGGAGUGAAAGGAGAGAAGGGUGCCCAGGGUGAAAAAGGAGACAGAGGGCCACUGGGAUUACCCGGUGCUUCAGGUUUAGACGGCAGGCCUGGACCACCGGGUAUUCCAGGACCAAUUGGGGUUUCGGGACCUGCAGGACCAAAAGGAGAAAGGGGCAGUAAAGGAGAUCCUGGAGUUGCAGGACCAAUGGGGCCAGCAGGGCUUCCUGGUUUACAAGGUCUACCUGGCGACAAGGGAGUCCGGGGGGAGAGGGGCAAGAAAGGCUCUAGAGGGUCUAAAGGGGAUAAGGGAGACCAAGGAGCACCUGGAUUAGAUGCACCCUGUCCGUUGGGGGAAGAUGGCCUUCCAGUUCAAGGCUGCUGGAAUAAGUGAUGAUUCUAACCCUGGACUGACCUGUGUGUGUUACUGUACAUAGAAUAUUUAUUUUUAUACGGUGUUCUUCUCUGAAAUGCCAAAAGUUAUGCAUUUUUACAAAUUAUUAAAAAGUGGCAUAUUUUUUUUGUACAGAAAAUACUAAAUCUCCCUUUUUUCCCAUUUGUCAAUUCUCUGUAUGAUUCUAUGUCUGCAUUAUGCUUGUUUUGUCAUGGAGUACAGCUGUAAUAUUUACAUGGUAUUUGUGUACACAUGAUGAAUAUAGGAACUUAAUAAAUUAUUGCAUUAAAAGUGCCCAAAGGAACUGCCCUGUAUAGAUUUGAAGGUCAUUUUCAUUUUUCAUACAAGAAUAUUUCAAAAUAUGCAUUUUGUAUUAAAGUGAAAUAUUAACACUUCUGUUGUGAUGAAUUAAAGUGUUGCUGAAAAACCU
Molecule: messenger RNA, 2346 nt
Organism: Prinia subflava (tawny-flanked prinia)
Lineage: Eukaryota; Metazoa; Chordata; Aves; Passeriformes; Cisticolidae
Gene: COL13A1
Product: collagen type XIII alpha 1 chain
Exons: 40
Coding region: 21-1916 (631 amino acids)
Source: RefSeq, a predicted model, not a curated record